This is a messenger RNA of Perca fluviatilis (European perch), 1194 nucleotides long. Its product is annotated as collagen alpha-1(I) chain-like. The coding region runs from base 1 to 1194 and encodes 397 amino acids. Lineage: Eukaryota; Metazoa; Chordata; Actinopteri; Perciformes; Percidae. The transcript has 19 exons. The record is from RefSeq and is a predicted model, not a curated record. Gene Ontology annotation, cellular component: cytoplasm. Gene Ontology annotation, biological process: skeletal system development.
AUGCGUGUGUCUCACGCCCAAUGCGGUGCCCCUGGUGGUCGUGGUUUCCCUGGUUCUGAUGGCGCUGCUGGACCCAAAGGUGCCACUGGCGAGCGCGGUGCCCCCGGUCUUGUUGGACCUAAAGGUUCUACCGGUGAGCCUGGUUUGCCCGGAGCUAAGGGUAUGACUGGUAGCCCUGGACCUGAUGGCAAGAUGGGACCUGCUGGAGCCGCUGGACAAGAUGGCCGCCCCGGACCCCCUGGCACCGAUGGAGCAAGAGGCCUGCCUGGAGUCAUGGGAUUCCACGGACCCAAGGGAGCUGCUGGUGACGCUGGAAAACCUGGCGAGAGAGGGGUGAUGGGACCCACCGGCCCUGCUGGUGCCCCCGGAAAGGACAGUGACGUUGGUGCUCAAGGCCCCUCUGGACCUGCUGGACCUGCUGGUGAGAGAGGAGAGCAGGGACCUUCCAGAGCUCCUGGAUUCCAGGAACAACCAGGACCCCAGGGUGCUGUUGGUGAGAGUGGCAAGCGCAGAGAGCAGGGUGUGCCUGGGGAGGCUGGAGCCACAGGACCUGCUGGAGCUAGAGGUGCCUGUGGAUCCCCUGGAGCUGCUGGAAACGAUGGUGCUAAGGGAGAUGCUGGAGCCCCCGGAGACAAGGGAGAGACCGAUGCCGCCGGACCUGUCGGACCUGCCGGAUCUCGCGGAGCCCCUGGUGAGCGCGGAGAGUCUGGACCCCCUGGACCUGCUGGAUUCGCCGGACCUCCUGGUACUGAUGGACAGCCUGGUGCUAAGGGAGAGAGUGGAGAUAAUGUUGCUAAGGGAGAUGCUGGUUCCUCUGGCCCUGCUGGACCCACUGGUGCCCCUGGACCUCAGGGUCCCGUUGGAAACACCGGCCCUACGGGAGCCCGCGGAGCUGCUGGACCACCUGGACCUGCUGGUGAGAGAGGAGAGCAGGGACCUUCCAGAGCUCCUGGAUUCCAGGAACAACCAGGACCCCAGGGUGCUGUUGGUGAGAGUGGCAAGCGCAGAGAGCAGGGUGUGCCUGGGGAGGCUGGAGCCACAGGACCUGCUGGAGCUAGAGGUGCCUGUGGAUCCCCUGGAGCUGCUGGAAACGAUGGUGCUAAGGGAGAUGCUGGAGCCCCGGAGACAAGGGAGAGACCGAUGCCCCGCGGCCCUGCCGGACCUGCCGGAUCUCGCGGAGCCCCUGUGAGGUGA